ACUCCCUGAGGUUUGAAGCCUGAAGCCCCCAACUCUCUUCUUCCUCUCUUCAAAGUUUAAAUCCCUUCUCCAAUUCUAAUUCUAGAUCCUUUUUCAACUUUAAAACACACUACACCAUGGUAGCUGGUAACCAAAACAAAACCGCCACCGAAACCCUAAAAUUCCUCUGCAGCUACGGCGGCAAGAUCCUCCUCCGCCACACCGACGGCCAGCUCCGCUACGUCGGCGGCCACACCCGCGUCCUCUCCGUCGAUCCCUCCAUUUCCUUCUCAGAAUUAAUGGUGAAGCUCGCUGAGUUCUGCGGCCACUCCGUCACUCUCAGGUGUCAAUUGCCGGACGGCGACUUGGAGACGUUGAUUUCGAUCAAGUCCGACGAGGAUUUGGCGAAUCUAAUAGAAGAGUACGACCGUGUUUUUCCUUCGUCUCGUUCCUAUAAGAUCAGAGCGAUUCUGUCUCCUCCGAAAUCGCUGAAGCAAGUCUCGCCUGCUCAGUCCACAACAUCGACCAGCGGCGACUGUUCGCCGUCGAAAUCGCUCUACUCCGACUUCGAUUCGCCGCCGAAGCGGUACUAUUCCCCGACGGCGGUCGGGUUUCAGAGAGGGCCGGGCAAAGUGUGCUACUAUCCUUGCCAUGUCCAGCGAACUCCCUGCGAGAUUCCGUAUCAGCAUCACCGUUAUCACCAGCACCCCCAUCAAUUUCACGCUCCUCACUGCAAUUGACCGGCGGCGAUUCGGCGACCGGAACCCUAGCGUUGUUUGAGGAGAGGCUCUUUUUCACAUUAUAGAUGAUGAUGACGAAAAAAAAAAGAAAAUUAAUCCGGAAUUUAAGGAAAACAAAAAUAUGGGAAUUUCGUGUUUGUUGUGAAUUCGAGAGAGGAUUUUACUUCUAUUUUUCUUCCA
Messenger RNA from Rosa rugosa (rugosa rose), 899 nucleotides. Its product is annotated as protein PAL OF QUIRKY-like. The record is from RefSeq and is a predicted model, not a curated record. Bases 117 to 719 code for a protein of 200 amino acids. Gene Ontology annotation, molecular function: protein binding. The transcript has 2 exons. NCBI's taxonomy places the organism in Eukaryota, Viridiplantae, Streptophyta, Magnoliopsida, Rosales, Rosaceae.